Messenger RNA from Tyto alba (common barn owl), 3554 nucleotides. It is a transcript of the gene CLINT1, whose product is annotated as clathrin interactor 1. The record is from RefSeq and is a predicted model, not a curated record. Gene Ontology annotation, molecular function: clathrin binding; phospholipid binding. The transcript is spliced from 12 exons. Gene Ontology annotation, cellular component: clathrin vesicle coat; plasma membrane; endosome. Bases 201 to 2159 code for a protein of 652 amino acids. NCBI's taxonomy places the organism in Eukaryota, Metazoa, Chordata, Aves, Strigiformes, Tytonidae. Gene Ontology annotation, biological process: endocytosis.
GACUACAUCUCCCAGCAGGCCUCGCGACCCCGAGCCUCUCCAUUUCCGGGAGCGGCGCCGCGUCCGUCGCUUGGCAGAGGCGGCGGCGAGCCGGAGCGGGCCUGGCGCGGCGGCUGCCCGGAGCGCGGCGAGCGGGGCCUCCUGGAGCCGGCGGCGGUGGAGGGCAGCGAGGCCGGGGAGGUCUCCGGGCGGUCGGCGCCAUGCUGAAUAUGUGGAAAGUGCGAGAGCUGGUGGACAAGGCCACCAAUGUGGUUAUGAAUUAUUCAGAAAUAGAGUCUAAGGUUCGAGAAGCAACCAAUGAUGAUCCAUGGGGACCUUCAGGGCAACUCAUGGGAGAGAUUGCCAAGGCUACGUUUAUGUAUGAACAAUUUCCAGAACUUAUGAACAUGCUUUGGACUCGAAUGCUGAAAGACAAUAAAAAGAACUGGAGGAGAGUUUAUAAGUCUUUGCUGCUCCUAGCUUACCUCAUAAGGAAUGGAUCAGAGCGUGUUGUUACAAGUGCCAGAGAACACAUUUAUGAUUUGCGAUCCCUGGAAAAUUACCACUUUGUAGAUGAAAAUGGCAAAGACCAGGGUAUAAACAUACGCCAGAAGGUAAAAGAAAUGGUUGAAUUUGCUCAAGAUGAUGAUCGACUUCGGGAAGAGAGGAAGAAAGCAAAGAAGAACAAAGACAAAUACAUUGGGGUUUCUUCAGACAGUGUUGGAGGGUUCAGAUACAGUGAAAGAUAUGAUCCUGAGCCCAAGUCAAAAUGGGAUGAAGAAUGGGAUAAAAAAACAGCUUUUCCAUUCAGUGAUAAGUUAGGUGAGCUGAGCGACAAAAUUGGAAGCACGAUCGAUGAUACCAUCAGCAAGUUCCGAAGGAAAGAUAGAGAAGACUCUCCGGAAAGGUGCAGUGACAGUGAUGAGGAAAAAUCAAGAAGAGGUAAAUCUCCCAAAGCUGAAUUUAAAGAUGAGGAAGAGACUGUGACGACAAAACACAUUCAUAUUACACAAGCUACAGAAACUACCACCACCAGACACAAACGCACAGCAAAUCCUUCAAAAACCAUUGACUUGGGAGCAGCAGCACAUUAUACAGGGGAUAAAGCAAGUCCAGAACAGAAUGUUGCUGCCCAUACUGCACAGCCAACAGCAAAGGCUUCUGUACCCUCUGGCAGCAAGUCAUCUAAUGACCUGGUUGAUCUGUUGUUUGACAGAGCUAGCCAGCCAGUUUCAACAGGUGGAUCAACUGACCCAUUUGGAGGAUUUGCUGAUUUUAGUUCAGCUGCUGCUUCAGCAAGUUUCCCAUCAUCACAAGGUACAGCAACAAGUGGAAAUGGAGACUUUGGUGACUGGAGUGCCUUCAACCAAGCUUCUCCUUGUCCCAGCGCUUCAUCUGGAGAGCUCUUCAGCAGCACAGCACAGCAGCCAACUAUCGAGCUUUUCAGUAGCUCACAGCCAGCAUCUGGCCAGCCUCCAACUGCUUCAAAUUCUACUGAUCUUUUUGACUUGAUGGGCCCCUCUCAAACAACCAUGACCUCUUCACAAAGUAUGAAUUUUUCUCUGAUGAGCUCCAAUGCUGUGGGCAUCAGUUUACCCAUGUCAAGGUCACAGCCUCUGCAAAGCAUGAACACUAUGAUGCCGAAGCCUAACUCUCUUUAUAAUGCAAGCACAGAGAUGGUCCAGAAAAAUGCAAGCAAAACUCUGCCCUCAACUUGGUCAGAUCCCAGUGUAAAUAUCAGUUUGGACAAUUUAGUACCUGGGAUGCAGCCUUCCAAACCCCAGCAGCCAUCACUUAAUACCAUGAUGCAGCAACAAAAUAUGCAGCAACCGAUGAAUGUCAUGACUCAAAACUUUGCAGCCGUGAACCUCAAUCCUCAGCCUAACAUGAUGCCUGUUCGACCCCAGACCAGCCCACUGAUGGGAGGGCCCAUUCCUGUGGGGAUGGGAAUGCCCAGUGUGAUGUCAGGUACGAUGGGGAUGACCUCCAUGGGACCCACGCCUAUGAUGAACCAGGGAAUGAUGGGGAUAAACAUGAACAUGGGAGUGCCAGCUACGGGAAUGGGUUUGACAGGCACAAUAGGAAUGGGGGUACCAAAUAUCGCUAUGACCUCUCUGACUUCUGGGACUGUACAACCCAAGCAAGAUGCCUUUGCAAAUUUUGCCAAUUUUAGCAAAUAAAGAUUGUAAAAUAAACAAAAUGAAAUAAAACUAAAAUAAAUGGGCAGACUGAAUGAAGGAUUUUUAGCUGCACAAGUAUAGCUGGGAAAGGGAUGGAAAACACUGAUCAAUACUUUUCUUUUUUCUUUAUCAGUUAAAGUGUCUACAUAAAGAACCAAAAGCUAUUUUCUAAGUGUUGAAAUAACUAGUGUUCAAAUUCUGGAGAGGUGAAAGGUUCUUCUAAGGAAUGUGUUAGAUGAUUUUGCAAAAUAAUUUGUAUUGAGACCAUCAAAAAAACCUUUCCUACGUAGAAGAACCAAUUUUAACUUUGAGACUUGAUGGACGACUGGAAUGGGGGUUGGGUAAAAAUGUUUGAAUCUAAUUUUAUACUUUUCUUUUUUCUUGAAGAGCUUGACUUUCUUUUCCCCCUCUCCCUGAUCGCUUUGUCAUAAUUGGAUCAUUCCUUUUACUACCGCUGAGUCCACAAUUGAAGUCACUCAAAUACUAUGAUCAGUUUUUUAUAAGAAUAUAUAUUUUUGUCCAAAAAUGGCUUACAUAUGUGAUUAUGGCUUAAUUCAAAGGGACCUGGAAUGUAUAUAUACUUUUGCUAAUCUUCCAGCCACACUGCUAUAUUACCCAAAUUUUUAUUGUAAAAAUCCUCUCAGCAAUUUGGUGAUCAACAGAUUUUUGGGGUCUUAACGUGCUUCUAUUGUUACAACUGAUAUCCAGUGCAAGUCUGGGAGAAGCUUUAUCCAAGACUGCUGGAAGGUUUCCUUUCAGAAAACUCCAGAAAAUGCACUUGCAGUUCUUUUACAGUGGCACUUAACAUCCUUUGUACCACCAAUAUCCCUACAGAGCCACUGGUUUAGGGCAUCAGCAGCAGUCAAAAGGCAAAAAUAUUUAUUUUUUGCAUCAUUACAAACAAAUAAAAAAGUGAAUUACACUUAAAUUAUGUAAAUCUAAAACCCUACCUAAUCCAACAGCAUUGGAUCUUAGCUUUUAUACAACAUUUGGUGAUUCUUUUGUGUACAUACGGCAUUAGCAGCUGUGGAAUCCAAUAGAGGAGUAAAAAAAAAAUAUAUAUUAAUAAAGGAAACCUGUAGCAGUCAAAGAUUUUACUGAUUUACUUAAAACAAAAGAACGAAUUAAGGUUUUUGGGGUUUUUGUUUUUUCUUCUGUAAUUCUGCAUUUUAAGUUCACAUGAAUCAUGAUACUAGAAUCUGGAACACAGAGACAUUGUUAUAUUCACAAGCUGAGGAUAUUGUUAAGAAUAAGCACUAUACUAUAGGUAUGAAAUUUAUUGCCUCCCUUUUCUUAUGUUGGAUUUCUUUUUUAUUAUUAAAUUGAUAAAACUUUGUUUCCAUUGUAUUCAUAAUGUUCUGUUAUACAUAACAUUAAAAUGUUCAUUAAAAUCAA